GCUGAAUAUAAAAGAAAAUAUCAGUCUUGUAGUCGGUAGUGUGUUCUCGCGGCCGGGUCGAUCGGCUGGAUUGACCAUGACAUUGAAAUAUCUAGUAGUUCUGUUGGCCCUGACCGGCGUCCACUGCAAAACAGCAUAUAAAAUAUGCGUUCCCGUACAGCACCUCAAGGCUUGCCAGGACAUGCUGGAAGUCCCGACUAAGAGCAAAGCGACCUUGGAAUGUGUGGCGGCCAGAGACAGGGUAGAAUGCAUUUACCAAGUGCAGCAGCGGCAAGCGGACUUCGUGCCCGUGGAUCCCGAGGACAUGUACGUGGCCACCAACAUACCCAACCAGGACUUUGUGCUGUUCCAGGAAUACAGGACUGAUGAUGAGCCUGAUGCGGAGUUCCGUUACCAAGCCGUCAUCGUUGUCCACAAAGACUUGCCCAUCAACAACCUCGACCAGUUGAAGGGGCUGAAAUCUUGCCAUACGGGGGUCAACAGGAAUGUCGGUUACAAGAUUCCACUAACCAUGCUGAUGAAGCGCAGCGUCUUCCCCAAGAUGAACGACGUGAAUUUCUCCCCUAAAGAGAAUGAGCUACGCGCCUUUUCCAGCUUCUUCACCAAGUCCUGUAUCGUCGGGAAGUGGUCACCGGAUCAAAAAACCAAUUCUGCUUGGAAGGCCCAAUACAGCCAACUAUGUGCGUUAUGUGAACACCCAGAAAUCUGCGACUAUCCUGACAACUUCAGUGGAUAUGAGGGAGCUUUACGGUGCUUGGCACACAAUGGUGGACAGGUUGCUUUUACCAAGGUCAUCUACGUGAGGAAAUUCUUCGGGUUACCUGUAGGAACCAUUCCAGCCAGCCAGUCCUCCGAGAACCCCGACGAGUUCGCGUACCUCUGCCCGGACGGGUCCAAGGUUCCCAUCCGGGAAAAAGCCUGCUCAUGGGCGGCGAGGCCUUGGCAAGGCCUGCUGGGGCAUAACGACGUGACCGCCAGUCUGACGCCGCUGAGGGAGAAGAUAAAGCAACUUGCUGCUGCUGGAGCCGCUACAAAACCCCUGCCAGACUGGUUCGCUAACGUGCUCGGCUUAUCGGAGAAGAUACACCAUGUAGCCGACAACAUUCCCAUUGCGCCGGCAACGUACCUGAAGAAAGCCAACUACACCGAAGUCAUCGAGAGAGGACAUGGCCCACCGGAGCCAGUAGUCAGACUGUGUGUGACAUCAAAUGUGGCGCUCGCCAAAUGCCGUACCAUGUCGACGUUUGCGUUCAGCCGCGACAUCCGUCCCAGGCUCGAUUGUACGCAAGAGGCCACUGAAGCGGACUGUCUUAAAAGCGUCCAAGAAAACGGCUCCGAUCUCGCCGCCGUCGAUGACAUGAAGGUGGCACAUGCUGCGAAGAAAUACACCCUUCAUCCAGUCUUUCAUGAGGUGUAUGGAGAGGAUAAGAAACCGAAAUACGCUGUGGCUGUUGUGAAGAAGAGUUCGUCGUUCCAGAAGAUGGAGGACUUGAGGGGAAAGAGGUCAUGCCACGAUCCUUACGGAAGCUUCAGCGGCCUCGACGCGCCGCUUUACUACCUUAUCAACAAAGGGCUUAUCACACCUGACGACUGUGUAAAGAAAGUCGGCAACUUCUUCUCUGGAGGAUCGUGCUUGCCCGGUGUCGACAAAAUCGAAAACAAUCCGAAAGGCGAUGACGUAACGCUUCUGAAAAAGCAAUGUCCAGCUGACAAAGGUCCUCUUACUUGUCUUAAAGACGAUCUUGGGGAUGUCGCCUUUGUAUCAAGCACCGACUUAAGCAACUACGACGCCUCCCAAUACGAGCUUCUCUGCCUAAACCGGGACAGCGGACGCGAUUCACUCACCAACUACGCGACCUGCAACGUCGCUAUGAUGCCAUCACGCACCUGGGUGUCGGCCAAAGACUUUUUGUCUGAUGUGUCCAUUGCUCAUACACCGCUUAGUUUAGCUGAGUUGUUGGAUAAAAGGACAGAUCUGUUCAAUAUCUAUGGAGAGUAUUUGAAGAAUAAUAACGUCAUUUUCAAUAAUGCUGCGACCGGACUUGCAACCACAGAAAAACUCGAUUUUGAAAAGUUCAAAGCAAUCCAUGAUGUCAUGUCAAAUUGUGGAAUCGCUUAAGUGCCAUGUAGAUUUACUGUUUUACUCAUUUUUAUUUACUAUUAGUAUGACCCAACCUACUAACAUUUAA
Molecule: messenger RNA, 2189 nt
Organism: Cydia strobilella
Lineage: Eukaryota; Metazoa; Arthropoda; Insecta; Lepidoptera; Tortricidae
Gene: Tf
Product: transferrin
Exons: 15
Coding region: 77-2119 (680 amino acids)
Biological process (GO): iron ion transport
Cellular component (GO): plasma membrane; extracellular region; early endosome
Source: RefSeq, a predicted model, not a curated record